Coccomyxa subellipsoidea C-169 is the source of this 1470-nucleotide messenger RNA. Its product is annotated as fumarate hydratase. The record is from RefSeq and is a predicted model, not a curated record. Gene Ontology annotation, molecular function: fumarate hydratase activity. Lineage: Eukaryota; Viridiplantae; Chlorophyta; Trebouxiophyceae; Coccomyxaceae. Gene Ontology annotation, cellular component: mitochondrion; tricarboxylic acid cycle heteromeric enzyme complex. Bases 1 to 1470 code for a protein of 489 amino acids. The transcript is spliced from 9 exons. Gene Ontology annotation, biological process: fumarate metabolic process; tricarboxylic acid cycle; malate metabolic process.
AUGCGCUUUGUUUUCCUUGUGAGUGAGCUUUGUCAAGAGAACGCUGAUGUGCCUGCAGUGACUGUGCGCUUCUUUGCAACACGCCAGGAGAGUGAUACUUUUGGACCUCUCGAUGUCCCAGCAGAUAGGUACUGGGGCGCUCAGACGCAAAGAUCGCUUCAGAAUUUUAAGAUCGGAGGGCGCGCAGAGCGCAUGCCAGAGCCUGUGGUGUGUGCCUUUGGAGUCCUCAAGCGAGCUGCAGCCAAGGUGAACAUGGAGAGCGGAUAUCUGGAUGAGAAGAGGGGGAAGGCAAUCAUGCAGGCAGCAGGCGAGGUGGCAGAGGGGAAGCUUCUGGAACACUUUCCCCUCGUGGUCUGGCAGACUGGGAGCGGCACACAGAGCAACAUGAAUGCCAACGAGGUCAUCGCAAACAGGGCAGUCGAGAUCUUGGGAGGAGAACUCGGUGACAAAUCUGUCGUGCACCCCAAUGACCACGUCAACAAGGGGCAGAGCUCCAAUGACACAUUCCCCACGGUGAUGCAUAUUGCAGCAAUUCAGGAGAUCACCGGCAGAUUGCUUCCGGCGUUGACGUCAUUAUAUGAAGCGCUGGAAAAGAAAGUCCAGGAGUUCAACCACAUCAUCAAGAUUGGGCGGACCCACACACAGGAUGCCACACCGCUGACCCUGGGUCAGGAGUUUAGCGGUUAUGCCACCCAGGUGAAGUAUGGCAUCGAGAGGGUGGAGGGAACGCUGCCAAGGCUUUACCAGCUGGCACAGGGGGGCACCGCGGUGGGCACCGGGCUUAACGCCAAGAAAGGCUUUGCGGAGGCGGUCGCGAAAGCCGUCGCUGACGACACCGGGCUGCCCUUUGUGACGGCGCCCAACAAGUUUGAGGCACUGGCCGCGCAUGACGCCAUUGUGGAAGCCAGCGGCGCUCUCAACACCGUCGCUGUCUCGCUCAUGAAGGUGGCGAAUGACAUCCGCUUCCUGGGCAGCGGGCCGCGCUGUGGGCUGGGAGAGCUGAAGCUGCCAGAGAAUGAGCCGGGCAGCAGCAUCAUGCCCGGCAAGGUCAACCCCACGCAGUGUGAGGCCCUCACCAUGGUCUGCGCCCAGGUGAUGGGCAACAAUGUGGCGGUGAGCGUGGGCGGCUCGAACGGACAUUUUGAGCUGAAUGUGUUCAAGCCCAUGCUCAUCAAUGCGCUCCUUCAGAGCGUCCGCCUUCUGGGCGACGCCAGUGCCUCCUUCACAGAAAACUGCGUCGUCGGCAUCCAGGCCGAUGAGAAGCGGAUUGCCAAGCUGCUCAAUGAGUCCCUCAUGCUUGUCACCGCCCUCAACAACAAGGUUGGCUAUGACAAGGCGGCAGCGAUCGCAAAGAAAGCUCACAAGGAGGGGACGACAUUGAAGGAGUCAGCUCUGGCGCUGGGAUACCUGACAGAGGAAGACUUCCAUUCCUACGUGCGGCCAGAGCUCAUGAUAGCCCCUUCGGCCUAG